ACUUUUCUCAUGCAUUAAUGUAUUCACUAGCAACCGCCGACCGACAAUUCGCUCAGGGCCAUCUUGAAUCAUUCAAUGCAGUUGACGACUUGACUCUGCAGAGUCUUCCUUCUUGGUUCGAUGAAUGAAUUUUUUAUAACACCAAAACAAAUGUCACAUGACUCAAGAGUCUUCGUUCAUCAUCUACUCCAAUAUUGCCGUUAUCUUCCAAACGUCGAUAUAUAAUGGCCGGCCAAGGAGAUAAGUGGCCAGCGAUUGGGAUUGAUCUGGGGACAACGUACUCAUGCGUGGCUGUGUGGCGUCGUGAUCGAGUAGAGAUUAUAGUAAACGAUCUGGGCAACAGGACAACGCCGUCUCAUGUUGCCUUCACUCGCAAAGAGCGUUUGGUGGGUGAUGCAGCCAAGAACCAGAUCGCAAGGAACCCCGAUAACUCUGUCUUUGAUGCAAAGCGCUUAAUUGGUAGGAGAUUUAGUGAUUUAUUAGUUCAAAACGAUAUCAAGCUUUGGCCAUUCAAAGUCAUUGAAGGCCCUGAAGACAAGCCUAUAAUUGUGGUCACUUAUAAAGAUGAAGAGAAGCAUUUUUCUGCCGAGGAAAUUUCAUCUAUGGUCCUUAAUAAAAUGCGUGAGAUUGCCGAGGCCUAUCUUGGCACAAGUGUGAAGAAUGCUGUAAUCACUGUACCAGCAAACUUCAAUGACUCACAACGUAAGGCCACAAAGGAUGCUGGAAACAUUGCAGGACUCAACGUCAUGCGAAUAAUCAAUGAAUCAACUGCCGCUGCCAUUGCCUAUGGUCUUGAUGAGAUAGAUAUAGGCAAGAAAAAUGUCUUGAUCUUUGAUUUGGGCGGUGGUACUGUAGAUCUCUCACUACUUACCAUUGAAAAUGGUACUUUUAAAGUGAAGGCCGUUGCUGGAGACACUCACCUUGGAGGUGAAGACUUUGACAACAGAAUGUUAGAGCAUUGCGUUAAAAUAUUUAAUAGGCAACAAAAUGAGGACAUUAGUGGAAAUGUAAGAGCUCUAAGAAGGUUGAGAACUGCUUGUGAAAGAGCAAAGAUGAUUCUUUCUUCAGCAAAUGAGACUAGCAUUGAAGUUGAUUCUUUGUAUAAGGGUAUUGAUUUCUACUUAAGUAUUACUCGCGCCAGAUUUGCCGAACUUAAUAUGGACUUGUUCAAAAAGUCUAUUGAGCUUGUGGACAAGUGUUUAACUGAUGCUAAGAUGGACAAGAGUGGAAUCGAUGAUAUUGUUCUUAUUGGUGGUUCUUCUAGAAUUCCUGAUCUGCAACAACUGUUGCAGGACUUCUUUGAUGGAAAGCAGCUUAACAAGAACAUCAACCCAGAUGAAGCUGUGGCUUAUGGAGCCGCUAUUCAAGCUGCAAAAUUGGCUAGUAUGGGCAAUGAGAAAGUUGAAAACAUUGUAGUCUUGGAUGUCACCCCUCUGUCCCUUGGGGUGGAGGUCGGUGAAGGUGAGAUGUCAGUUGUGAUUCCAAGAAAUACUGACAUUCCCACCAAGAUGGAGCGGUACUAUACCACCAGGUUUGACGACCAAACUUCUAUUUUGUUCCCUGUUUUUGAGGGUGAGAGAGCAAGAACUGUGGAUAACCAUCAGUUGGGAGAAUUUAUACUUUCCUCCAUUCCUCCAGCACCCGAGGGUGUCGCUGAUAUUAAAGUAUGCUUUGAGAUAGAUGCCAAUGGUAUUUUGAAUGUAUCUGCUGUAGAGCAGAUUACUGGCACGAGUUGCGAGAUCACCAUCACCAAUGACAAGGCGAGGCUGCCCAAGGAAGAGAUCGAUAGGAUAGUGGAGGAUGCAGAGAAAUACAAGGUUGAAGAUGAUGAGCACAAGAAGGGGGUUACGGCUAAGGAGGCUUUGGAGAAGUAUACAUUCAAAAUGAGGAACAUUAUCAAUGAUAAGAAAAUUGGUGACAAACUUGACACUACUAGUAAGGAGACGAUUGAGGCAGCUAUUGGCCAGGCAAUUCAUUGGUUAGAUGGCAUCCAGCUCGCGGAGGUACAUGAGUUUGAGGAGAAACUGACUCAACUGAAGUUAAUCUGCAAUCCCAUCAUUCAAAAGAAUGGACAAAAUGAUGACAUGAUGUUGCAGAAUAUGGCACCAGAAGAAGACGUAGGACAACAAAGGAAAGGGAGCUCAAGCGGAAAUUCGGUUUUUAAUUACAUGGCAAAAGUGGGUCUCAACCUCAUUCCCUACAAAAAAACUACAAAAAAAAAGUGAUUGUUAGCGUCGACAUUUUGUCGUUGGUAAAACUAAAAGUCUCCUCUCGAAAAAUGUGUGAUAUUUGUCUCUUUUUCCUCCUACUUUUAUUUUGUUUAUGCAUGCACCGAAGAUAUAUGAAAGGAGA
This is a messenger RNA of Corylus avellana, 2352 nucleotides long. RefSeq names its product heat shock cognate 70 kDa protein 2-like. Gene Ontology annotation, molecular function: ATP binding; ATP-dependent protein folding chaperone. The record is from RefSeq and is a predicted model, not a curated record. Lineage: Eukaryota; Viridiplantae; Streptophyta; Magnoliopsida; Fagales; Betulaceae.